Molecule: messenger RNA, 1652 nt
Organism: Exaiptasia diaphana
Lineage: Eukaryota; Metazoa; Cnidaria; Anthozoa; Actiniaria; Aiptasiidae
Product: arylacetamide deacetylase
Exons: 5
Coding region: 3-1331 (442 amino acids)
Molecular function (GO): hydrolase activity
Source: RefSeq, a predicted model, not a curated record
AAAUGGGUCGAAGAAUUAUCGUAGUUCUGGCAAUUUUAGCCGUUUUUUCUGCAGUUCUUAUCCAUCAGUUGCACAAGCGGAUAUAUGGGCUGCCCGUUCCAGAUGGCCUUAAUCCCAAUUCAACGUUUUCGUAUCGAGUUGUUGGCUUUGUAAUGAACCUUGGUCGUGAUUUCGKUGAUCUAGGCCAUAGAUGGGGCUUAAUUGACAACCCCCACAUAAAUACAAGAAACUUGUAUUCAUUCUUUGCAARAGUAUUAAGSAGGGAGACCUUUUCAGACGAGUUAGAGGUGAAUAGCACGGAGAUAUUUGGAACUAGAGUAAGAAUAUACAGACCAGUUAACAAGACAAAACACGAAGAUGACCAUGUUGACGACGACCUACUUCCAGCAGUGAUAUAUUAUCAUGGCGGUGGAUGGACAAUAGGAAGCCUUGAUGCUUAUGAUGCAUUUUGCAGACGACUUGCUGUUACAGCCCAAGUUGUUGUUAUUAGUGCAGACUACAGACAAGCUCCAGAAUACCUAUACCCUACGGCCUUCCAUGAUAGUUACAAUGUUGCCAUUGGUCUUCUCAAUAAUGGAAGUCAGUAUGGUGUUGAYACUAAAAACAUCUUGGUGGCAGGAGAUAGUGCUGGAGGGAACUUAGCUGCAGCUGUUGCACAUUAUCUUGCUUAUGUUGGUGAAAAACAUUGUAGGAAACAGUACUUAGCUGGUCAGAUCCUCAUUUACCCUUCUCUACAGUUUUUGAAUUUUAGCCUGCCAUCUUACAUCAAAAAUGAAAAUGAAGUGCCUCUUUCAAGACGCAAUGUGGCUGAGUUUGUGUCACUGUAUCUUACAGGAAAUUUAAAACUUGUUGAUACCAUGCUUGAAGGAAAUCAUUCCAAACAUUUGAAAAAUACUAGUUUUAGUUCAUAUGUACAUCAAUCAGUAGAUGAAAACAGCAAUGAGGAAGAACUAUCUCCUGACRUCAUCCCUAAACCUUUUGUAGAAAUGAGUGAAACAGCAGCUGAGGCACUGAYUCAUUUCAAGGCAUCUCCUCUAGUAGCAACAAAUUUCCGUGGGAUUCCAUCCACCUUUUUGAUUACUGCUGAAUAUGACCCUUUGAGGGAUGAGGGUUUUCUGUAUGCUAACAGGCUAAAGAAUGCAGGAAUUGAGAUAGUGCAUAAACAUUACAAUUCUUUCCAUGGAUUUGUAACUGUAACUAGUGAACCCUGGCCUUAUGGUACUCAGGAAGCUGCAGAAGCCAUGAAAGAUAUAGUAGCAUAUCUAAAAAAGCAGAUUGAAGAAAACAAAUCCAAGCAAGAAGAUGAAAGAGAUAAAGCUGAAGAUUUGUAAAGAUAUUGAUACAGUUUCAGACUCRAUGUUAAAAUGUUUGAAUACAAACAAAAGGUAUUUUUUUUAAAAUAGAUAAUACAUAUUGCAAUAGCAUUUUGUGUAGAAUUUGUCAAUGUUUUGCCUGAUUUGGCAUUGUUCUAUUGUCCAUCUGGCUUCAAUUGUUAGUUUGCUUUGAGCAUGUAAUUCCUUCACUCCUAGUUUCAUAGGGUUUUAAAAUAAAUUUAAAAUAAAUAAGAAAUUUUUUAGGUUAUAUUCAUACUAUUUUUAAUACAAAAUUAUAUAUAUGUCAUUGAUAUAAUCAAUUGCGCUGUGAAAUAAACA